Molecule: messenger RNA, 1467 nt
Organism: Paraphaeosphaeria sporulosa
Lineage: Eukaryota; Fungi; Ascomycota; Dothideomycetes; Pleosporales; Didymosphaeriaceae
Exons: 3
Coding region: 1-1467 (488 amino acids)
Molecular function (GO): protein binding
Source: RefSeq, a predicted model, not a curated record
AUGGAGCAGGAAGAGCAGGUAGAGCAGGCGGUGGCGUCCGUGGAGCCGCCUUCCCUGCUUGGCGUCGACUUCAUCAGCAAAUUGCCUACGGAGAUGAUUGCCUCGAUUUGCGAGCUUCUCGACAAGAGGAGUCUUCACAACUUUAGGAUGACGUCCAAACAUAUUCACGCGCAAAGCUACACCAGCUUCUUUGCCCACCACUUCCGAGUAUCGUCCUUCACCUUCACAAGAGACGGCCUCAAGAAACUGGUUGAGUUCUCCAAGGAUCCGAAUAUAAGACCUGAAAUCAAGGUCAUUAGAUUGAUCCUGGUUGCCUUUCCGAAGCAAGGGAAGGAGCAUCUUUCAGGCUUGUGGCACACACCUAGCGAAGCGAUGGCGGCAAUCUUGGCUGUGGAGGAUGGAGAGUACGACGUAACGGGUGCUAGAAUCAGGCAGAUCAGGAAGUAUCGCAAGAAUAUUCGGCGGAACAGGCGCCGCGCCUACGGUCGCUAUCAGGAGGAUCAGAACCUGUUGAGGCGAAGCGGAGAUGACGUGAACCUGCUCGCUGAAGCACUGCGUCGUCUACCAGCACUCGAGGAGAUAGACACGGUCGACAUCUACGGUGUCGACAGUCCUUGGGGCAGAGGCAAGAUCAUCGAGGACCUCGGGGAGAUGCCAUUCACUGCAUCGAUGGAAUCGUGGAUCCCUAUGAAGCAUGAUACCUACGAAUCCAGGUUCGAAGUUGAGCGGGAGCUAAAGAUUACGAGUGCUCACAGCGUUGGAGCUGUCCUGGGCGCGAUUCGCUGCAGUGUCAUCAAGUUCAACGGAAUACUGGAGCUCAACGGCGUACCACACAGCGUGAGGUUCGCUAAAUGGCCUCACUGCAGCCGACUGUCCCUCUCCGCUACGCCCGCGAGGUCCUUCUCCCUGAGUAUGCUUGCUGAUAUGAAGGACACUCUAUCUGGCCUGAAGGCCCUACGUGUAUCAACGUUUUCCUACGUGGAUAGAAAAUACGAAGACGAUCCAGUCGAGGAGUACGACAUUGAGUGGCUAUACCAGCUCUUGGAGCGUACCACUGGGUUGACCAGCUUCAGUAUGAAUGACAACGGCGCCCGGUCGAACCGCACCAUCGAUCUAGACAUGAUGCAUUCUAUGGAGUAUCGGUCCAUAACCUUCCCUCGGCUCAAAGCAUUCAUGCUGCUGAACGCGGAAUGCGAAACCCCUGUCUUCAUACGUUUCCUUGAGAAGCACAAGACAACACUUCGCCGUGUUUGUCUCGACAACAUCAAUUUCCGCGCGACGACUCCCUUGCAUACUCCAGACGAUCGCGAUACGUUCUUGUUUGUGCGCUGGUCGGAGCGAAACUAUUGGCGUGUCAUUGGAUACCAAUCAGUGUCUACGGAGCUCAUGGAUGAUUAUGCUCAACUGGAGUUCCGGGAGAGUUUGCGGAGUGUCAUUUGCAUGAACGAAGCGCUGCCGGUCGAUUGA